AUGGAUCAUUUAUCAUCAAUUUAAAACAAUAAUUUACCUGAGGACAAUCCAAUUGGAUUAGAUAAAAAUAAAACUGAGUCUGGAAAUUUAAGUAAAUAUUCUAGAAGAUCAUGGUCAUAACAAGAAGAUGAUUAACUGAAGUAAGCUAUAAAAUUGUAUGGCACCAACUGGCUAAUUGUAGCACCAGCUUUAUAAAAUAGAAAUCCUUCUCAAUGUGCUUAAAGAUGGAAAAGAAUAAAGCCAAAUAACGUAUAAAAUUUAUUAAUAUUAUAUAAGGUAUUUAGAAAAAGGUAAUCGUGGACACAAAAAGAAGAUCAAUUAUUAUUGAGAUUAGUUGAAUUACAUAAAAAAAACUGGGUUUAAAUUGCUAAAAAGAUACCAAACAGAACAAGUAAAUAAGUGAGAGAAAGAUAUGUAAACAAUUUAAAUCCAGAAAUCAAUCAAGAGCCAUUUACAGAUGCUGAAGACAAUCGUAUUGUAGAAGGUUAUAUGAAUUAUGGAUCAUAAUGGUGUAAAAUCUCUAAGAUGUUAUAAGGUAGACCGGUAUAUAAUAAAAAUAUAUAGGAAAAUGUAAUUAAAAAUAGAUUUUAUUCAUAUUUGCGAAAGAAAUAUCUGAAAAUUGAAAAUCCAUACUAUGUAAUUCCUUAAAAAAAUUAAGAAUUCUCUUUUUCAAACACUUCAAAAGUAAGGCACAAUCAAAGCAAAAAAAAGAAAUUACUUAAUAAAGUAUAAUAUAAUAUAAAUCCUAAAAUAUCACAAUAAUUAGAAAAAAUAGAGGACAACAAUUAUUAGAUUGGGAUAUCUUAAUUUAAGAAUGUUAUAAAUGAACAAGACAAAAUAUCAAAAAAUGCUUAAAAUAUAGUUUAGAAAAAACCUUCUCAAGCCUCAAAUGAUGAUCAAUAUUAAGAAUACUAUAGUGACCAUAAACGUAAGCAAAAAGUCAAAGAAGUAUCAAAUGAAUCCUUUGAUUUGGUAAAAGAAGAAGAAUAAUAACAAAAUUAUUAUUAUUAUGCAACACCUAAUUUCGAGAAUAUUGAACAACUCUCAGCUAAUUUUUAUUCAACUUCUUAUGCUUUUAAUACUAUUUAACCUAAUAAAAUAAUGUAUUGCUAUUAACCUUAGUUUGAAACACCUUAUGUUCCACCAUAUAUUAUGACUAAUCCAAUCAUAUAAUAUGGAGUUGCAAGUUAAGAAACAUUACUAUAAAGAUCUUAGGAUAUCUAAAAGAAGUAUCUAAGUUAAUGA
Paramecium pentaurelia is the source of this 1245-nucleotide messenger RNA. The record is from the annotation of a GenBank genome assembly. NCBI's taxonomy places the organism in Eukaryota, Ciliophora, Oligohymenophorea, Peniculida, Parameciidae.